UAGGCCUCGCCUUAGGCCUGGGCCUGGGCCUGUCCGCCGGCGCGGGCCCUUCCUCACGGGCCAUCCCUCCUCCCGGUUCCCCGAGUGGCCUGGCUAGGUCCGACAAAGAGCGGGUGGCCGUGGGCCGGGCUCGCUGCCGGAGGUUGGCUUCCCGGAGCCCCCCGGGAGGGGCCGGGUCCCCGGUGCGGCUGGGGAUCUCGCCGCUGUGACCGGGCGGGCUGUGGCUUGUGGCCACCGGAGGGGAAAAACUGGUAGUGCGCGGCAGUUUCCUAAAGAUGCGGGUAAUUUCGCCGCUGCUUAAAAAGGCUGCUUACCUACUGUAAGUCAGGCGUUCUCCCUGUGCACGCACGCAGGCACGUGUUUAAGCUUUCUAUCUGUUUAAUUGCUUGGGGGUAGCUGAACGGUCCAAAAGAUUAAGAUGUCAGAGGACCUUGCUAAGCAGUUGGCGAGCUACAAAGCUCAGCUUCAGCAAGUCGAGGCUGCCUUAUCUGGCAAUGCAGAAAAUGAAGAUUUACUAAAACUGAAGAAAGACUUACAGGAAGUGAUAGAAUUAACCAAAGAUCUCCUUUCAACGCAACCUUCGGAAACUCUUGCAAGUUCGGACAGUUCUGCCUCUGCUCUGCCCAGCCACUCCUGGAAGGUUGGGGACAGGUGUAUGGCCAUAUGGAGUGAGGAUGGACAGUGUUAUGAAGCUGAGAUUGAAGAAAUAGAUGAGGAGAACGGAACAGCUGCGGUCACCUUUGCUGGCUAUGGCAAUGCUGAAGUUACACCUCUCUUCAACCUCAAGCCUGUGGAAGAGGGAAGAAAAGCAAAAGAGGACAGUGGCAACAAACCCAUGUCCAAAAAAGAGAUGAUAGCUCAGCAACGAGAGUAUAAAAAGAAGAAAGCUUUGAAAAAAGCUCAGAGAAUUAAAGAACUUGAACAGGAACGAGAGGACCAGAAAGUCAAGUGGCAACAGUUUAACAACAGAGCCUAUUCUAAAAACAAGAAAGGCCAGGUAAAGAGGAGUAUUUUUGCUUCCCCUGAGAGCGUCACUGGCAAGGUUGGAGUUGGAACAUGCGGAAUUGCAGACAAACCCAUGACACAGUAUCAAGAUACCUCUAAAUACAACGUCAGGCAUUUGAUGCCUCAGUAACAGGGGAAAAGGGUGGAACUUCAUCUCUGCAGGGCUUUACACUUAUCUUUUUAUCAUUAUAUUUUUCUAAAAGUAAAUUAUUUGUUGGCACAUAGCGAAUAGUCCAUUUGUCACCAUUACUUUGGCUUCAGCUGAUACGAGCCUUAAAUCUCCAGCUCUUGAUUUGACCCCCCCCAAUCAUUAAACUUUUUGUAGUUGCAUUAAAAUACAUUCUGCAGGUAAAUGCUUUCAUGAACUGCUGUUACCUGUUACUCUGAAAGCAGCAGUUUUCUGCAGCUUUCAUCUCUGGAAUCUUCUAUUCAUACUAGUAGUGAUUUUUUUUAUUUUUUCCCCUUAAGAAAAGCGGUGGUAUAAAAAUGGCACCUUAACAGCCCCCCUCGUUUCCAUGGUCAUGGUGCUGUCUGCUGUCUCAGCGUUACAGAGCUGCUGUAAUGGGAGAGAGAGCUCCACUCUGUUGUGGCUUAUACAUCACAUGGAAUUGCUAAGGAAGUUGUAAAUUACUCCCUUACAAAUCCCCUGCAGAUCGAUUUGUGCAGCUGUAACUGAGGGCAGAACAGGGCUGAUAGGAUCUUUAUUACUAAUGAUGAUUCAUGUGCUAGAAACAAUGAAUCUGACUUUAAUUCCAGUUUGAAUUUCCUGCACUAGAAGUUAAGCAGAGGAGAUACUGGUGGGUUUUUUUUUUUUCUUUUUAAAUACUCAUCAAAUCUUAAUAGGAAGUUAUUGAAAGGUUAUUGAAAUGUAACCAGAAAAAGAACAUAGGACAAGGUAUUUAGCUUCUGAUUUCAAAGUAGAGAACUGUACUUAAAAAUACCCCCCCUGCCCUCCCCAAGGAUUAGAGAGCUGGAGAAGGUGAGUGGUUGUACUUUAGACAGGAGCCAUCAGCUCCCCUCUGGUAGGUCCUGUAGGAUGGAUGGUGCAGUCACAGGCAGGAACAGCUCGUGCCUGGUUCUGCCCCAUCCAGGCCAGUGGAACUGCAGCACAGCGGGUCCUGCUUACUUAGCUGUGAGGGAGUAAAGGUGAGGCUGAAAUUUCUGUCUUAAUUAACUGCCUGGCCCUGGUGUUCACUGUCACUUCAGCUGUAUUACAGUGCUGCUGAGCCCCUUCAGUCUCGGUCAGGAAACCACGUGUAAAAGCUCUUGCUUUCUUGUGUUUUCUAUGUGAUUUGCUUUCCUCUGUUACUUGUCUCUCACUUAUGGUAGUGGUGCCAUCUCUGAACCCGUAAUGUGUUUAAAGAAGUUAAUGGGUAGCCCUGUAUACAAUGUAGAUAUUAUUUUUGUAAAAUCUAGGGCUGAGUUAAUGGACAAGAGUACAUCAGCCGUUUCCCCCAUUAAAUAAUUAAAGGGUGUUUCUUGUCCAUUAACCCUGACCAUUAUUUCCCUGUAUAUUAUGUUAAUGUAGCUCAUUUUGUAAUUUGUUAACUAGAUCAGGUCACGUCAGCAAUUGUUGAUGCACUGAUUGGUGGAACUGUCCAUCAGUUACCUGAGUCACAACUCAAGCUAAACUCUACAAGCGGUAGUUUAGAAUCCAUACAUAGAAAAAGGUUCUCCCUAUAAUGGGAGAAGGUGAUUUUUAUGAAUACAAAGUGUGUUAAUUUCAGUUUUGUAUGUUUAACUUUUAUUAAAUAAAGUGUUUAAAAUCUGCUGGA
This is a messenger RNA of Calidris pugnax (ruff), 2780 nucleotides long. RefSeq names its product survival motor neuron domain containing 1 (gene SMNDC1). The coding region runs from base 419 to 1135 and encodes 238 amino acids. The transcript has 6 exons. Gene Ontology annotation, biological process: mRNA processing; regulation of alternative mRNA splicing, via spliceosome. NCBI's taxonomy places the organism in Eukaryota, Metazoa, Chordata, Aves, Charadriiformes, Scolopacidae. The record is from RefSeq and is a predicted model, not a curated record. Gene Ontology annotation, cellular component: precatalytic spliceosome; nucleus; cytoplasm. Gene Ontology annotation, molecular function: RNA binding.